Messenger RNA from Closterium sp. NIES-67, 1586 nucleotides. The record is from the annotation of a GenBank genome assembly. NCBI's taxonomy places the organism in Eukaryota, Viridiplantae, Streptophyta, Zygnematophyceae, Desmidiales, Closteriaceae.
GCCGCAUCUCGAAUUCUCUUAGCGUCUUCCAGAUUUUCAUUUUCGACCGAUCUUUGUCGAAACGCUAUUUUCGCUACUUAGUUGCACACCUAACCGACAUAUUUGAGCAACAUACAUCGUCGCUGUAGAGCUGCACACAGCCGUUCCGCGAGGCGAGCGAGCAAGGGACAUGGCAGGGCAGGCUGGCAGGGAUGGCGCCGACGUCAGCGGCGGGGAGCGGCCCGGCGUGAGCGUGCAGCCGCCGUCGGCCGUGUCGUCGUCGUCGCUGUCGUCGCCGGGGACCGCCGGCGCGCCGCGGCCCUCCAAGCCGAAUCCGUUCGGCGCGGCGCGGCCGCGCGAGCAGGUGAUAGCGGAGCGCAAGGGCGUGACGGAGGCGGACCUGCUGCGGGAGCUCGCGUCCAAGGAGUGGCGCCCCACGGUGGUGUUGUCGGAGGCGCAGAAGGAGGAGCAGAAGGCGGCGGAGGCGGAGCUCGCCUUUGCGCGCGAGGAGCUGGCGCGCGCGCCGGCGGGCGAGGAGGCGCGGAGGGCGGAGCUGGAGGGCGAGGUGAAGGCGCGCGAGAGCAAGUUGCAGGAGCUGAUGGCGUCGUUCGAGAAAAUGGCGCUGGAGAAGCAGUCAGCAGGGGCGGGAGGGGGAGGCAGGCGCGGGGCGGAGAGGGGAGGAGCUGGGGGAGGGGCAGGGGGUGGGGGGCAUGCCCAUGCUGCCCCGGAGUCAUAUGGGGGGGGCUUCGGGGGGAGGCGGGAGAGGGAGGGGCAUGGGGGGGAGCAUGGGGGCGCGGGCAGCUAUGGGGAUGCGUGGGGGGGCGGAGGGCGGAGAGGGGGAGGAGGCGGAGGGGGAGGGGCGUGCUACAACUGUGGCGAGGUGGGGCACUUCUCCCGCGAGUGCCCCAACGCGCCUUCGGGCGCCGGGUCGCGCUCAGGCGGGUAUGGCAGCCGAGGGGGCGGAGGGGGGCGCGGCGGCGGCGGGUGCUACAACUGCGGGGAGGAGGGCCACUUCGCGCGCGAGUGCCCCCAGGGCUCCUCAUACGGCCGGUCCUCCAGCUUCGGCGGCGGGUAUGGCGGCGGCGGGGGCGGCUACGGCAGGAGCAGCAGCUAUGGCGGGGCAUAUGGCGGCGGUGGCGGGGGGUACGGCGGCGAUGGGGGGGGCAGCGGUGGUGGGUACGGGGGUGGGGGAGGGAGCUACGGAGGGGGGUAUGGAGGGGAUGGAGGGGGAGGGGCUUCACGAGGGUAUGAUGACAAGGCGGGUGGGGGAAGACGGGGUUAUGGAAGUGGGUGGGACAAUGCGAGCUAGGUAUGGGAUGUGGUGCUUGUUCGCGAGGCCCAGAAUGGCAUGUUGAUUUGGAUUGUGUUGUUCCCGCCGUCACUGCAGCUGCGCUUCUGAGUAUGGCAUCACAACUAACGAGGGGUAUUUGUCAGGAAGGGUCUGUCAUCGUUGUCAAUCCCAUGAGCAUCUCGUGUGAGGUCAUUGAUGUUCUAUGUAAUUCAACGGUUGACAGCGUUUGCUUGUGUGCUUUGAGAUGACUCUGGCUGACUGUCCAGAUGAACAUUGUGGUCUGUCCUAUCAGAAUUAGUAAAGUGAAUGAUGAUAG